CGCAGUUUCGGCAGCCUGGCGAGUUGGCAGGUGGGGUGGGACUCGCCGGUCAACUCAUUAAUUUUAAAAGUCAGUUUGGGAGUGCUGCCGCAGAGGAGGGCUGUGGCAAGGCAAGAGGUGGCCCGGGAUGCCGAUGGUGGGGGAAAAAAAGAGAAGCCUCGAAAACCUUGGAGGCAAAAUUGCGCUUGGGUUCCUGGUCCCUGCAUCCCUCCUGCCUUGAGUGCGCGAGAACACUUUUUUUGUUUUAAGACUCAGCUUGGAGAGAAAGCCUCUGUCCCAGGGGAGGAGAGGAGUCCGCAGGGGGCAGAGAGCGCAGCUCCCGGCCGGGUGCGCCCCCCACCCCUGGCGCGCUCGCUUUUGUCCCCCCAUUCUCCCCCGCCCCCACCUCCUCAUUGGUGCUGGUUUGCAGCGCUCGGCCCCUGCGCCUUCGCUUCGCGUUUGAAUCUGGCUCGCCCCUCCGUAUUAUGUCUGCACUCCGAAGGAAAUUUGGGGACGAUUACCAGGUAGUGACCACCUCGUCCAGCGGGUCGGGCUUGCAGCCCCAGGGGCCGGGCCAGGGCCCGCAGCAGCAGCUUGUGCCCAAGAAGAAGCGGCAGCGGUUCGUGGACAAGAACGGCCGGUGCAAUGUGCAGCACGGCAACCUGGGCAGCGAGACGAGCCGCUACCUCUCGGACCUCUUCACCACCCUGGUGGACCUCAAGUGGCGCUGGAACCUCUUCAUCUUCAUCCUCACCUAUACCGUGGCCUGGCUCUUCAUGGCGUCCAUGUGGUGGGUGAUCGCCUACACUCGGGGCGACCUGAACAAAGCCCACGUCGGCAACUACACGCCCUGCGUGGCCAAUGUCUACAACUUCCCCUCCGCCUUCCUCUUCUUCAUCGAGACCGAGGCUACCAUCGGCUAUGGCUACCGCUACAUCACCGACAAGUGCCCCGAGGGCAUCAUCCUCUUCCUCUUCCAGUCCAUUCUGGGCUCCAUCGUGGACGCCUUCCUCAUCGGCUGCAUGUUCAUCAAGAUGUCCCAGCCCAAGAAGCGCGCGGAGACCCUGAUGUUUAGCGAGCACGCGGUGAUCUCCAUGAGGGACGGAAAACUCACGCUCAUGUUCCGGGUGGGCAACCUGCGCAACAGCCACAUGGUCUCCGCGCAGAUCCGCUGUAAGCUGCUCAAAUCUCGGCAGACACCUGAGGGUGAGUUCCUUCCCCUUGACCAACUUGAACUGGAUGUAGGUUUUAGUACAGGGGCAGAUCAACUUUUUCUUGUUUCCCCCCUCACAAUUUGCCACGUGAUCGAUGCCAAAAGCCCCUUUUAUGACCUAUCCCAGCGAAGCAUGCAAAGUGAACAGUUCGAGAUUGUCGUCAUCCUAGAAGGCAUUGUGGAAACAACUGGGAUGACUUGUCAAGCUCGAACAUCUUACACUGAAGAUGAAGUUCUUUGGGGCCAUCGUUUUUUUCCCGUGAUUUCCUUAGAAGAAGGGUUCUUUAAAGUUGAUUACUCCCAGUUUCACGCAACAUUUGAAGUCCCCACACCACCUUAUAGCGUGAAAGAACAGGAGGAAAUGCUGCUUAUGUCGUCCCCUUUGAUAGCACCAGCCAUUACUAACAGCAAAGAAAGACACAAUUCUGUGGAAUGCUUAGAUGGACUCGACGACAUGACUACAAAGCUUCCGUCUAAGCUGCAGAAAAUUACUGGAAGAGAAGACUUUCCCAAAAAACUCUUGAGGAUGAGUUCUACAACUUCAGAAAAAGCCUACAGCUUGGGAGAUUUGCCCAUGAAACUUCAACGAAUAAGUUCAGUUCCUGGCAACUCAGAAGAAAAACUGGUAUCUAAAACCACCAAGAUGUUGUCUGAUCCCAUGAGCCAGUCAGUGGCUGAUUUGCCACCAAAGCUUCAAAAAAUGGCGGGAGGAGCAGCCAGGAUGGAAGGGAAUCUCCCAGCCAAAUUAAGAAAAAUGAACUCUGAUCGAUUCACAUAACAAAACACCCCCGUAGGCAUUAUUUAUUGUUUGAUUUAGUAAUAGUCCAAUAUUUGGCUGAUGAGGUAAUCCUCGAAGGAAUCCGAAAGGUACAUUUUUCCCCAGUCAUAUAUGCAUAUUUGAGAACCCUUUCUUCCCAAGUAUUGCCACUGUGCAGAAAGCAAAAGUUGUGUAAAGGGAGGACACCGUAAGAAAGUUCUUAUUAACGGGCAUGUAUUAUCACAUCAAGCAUGCAAUAAUGUGCAAAUUUUGCAUUUAGUUUUAUGGCAUGAUUUAUAUAUGGUAUAUUUAUAUUGUAUAUUCUGGAAAAAUAUAUAUAUAUUUAAAGAGGUGGUACUCUUCACGACAUUUCUAACAUAUGUAUUAAACCAAACAUGAGUGGAUAGCUUUCAGGGCGAUAAAACUAUAUAUAUGUGUGUGUAUAUAUAUAUAUAUCUAUAUAUAUAUAUAGAUAUAGAUAUAUAUAUAUAUACACGUGUGUGUGUGUAUAUAUAUAUCUAUAUACACACACACACACACACACACAUACAUACGUACAUAUAUAUCUGAUAAAAUUGUGAUGUUUUGUUCAAAGUUGUAGUUCUUGUGCAUGUUUACUUUAUUAGGCUAGGAAGGCUUCUGGCAUUAAUUAUUAAUACCAAAUAUUUUAGCCUUAAAUUAUUUGUCAUUUUAAAAUCUGAUUUAAUGUUUUCUGCUGUUUAAGGUCCUGGGAGGUUAUCAAUUGUACUUUAUAUGAGGGAGUCACACAAGUCUAUGCUAUUUAUGGCCCUGCAUAAAUAUAACCAUUAUAUUUAACUUAUAAAUUUUAGAGCAUACCAUCAAUAUGCUAAAAAUUUCUUAGGAUUUUUAAAAGUUGCUAGUACUAGGGGAAAAUUGGUUAAUUUGAGAAUUUGUCCUUUUCUGGACUACUUCAAGUCUGGAAAUCUGUUUUGUAUAUGAUCUAAUACAAAUAUGAGCUCUGAACAAAUGCUGAAUCAUUGUAAUCAUCAGUAGCCAACUUAUACUGAAUAUAUCAGAAUCUGCUUGAAAUUACAUAAUUAAUGGUCCCUGUUUCAAACUGAGGCAAUUGGUGACAUUUUCACUCCUUUUCUGGAAGUUCUGUCAUUUUAAAAACCAAUAAUUUAUUCUUGAAGAGAUACGACAAUACAAUGAAACAGAUGAUAAAUAUCUAUGCUUAAAAUAUGUAUGUCUAAAUGAGUCUCUUUUUUAAUGCUGUUAUCUUGUUUGUGGCAUUUAUUGUAUCAGGACAGACCUUUUUUCCUCACCUGGGGAACCUAUCCCACCCCAUGCCUGUCACUGGGUUCAGGGAGAAUGUUAUGUAUAUACCUGAGAGAAUUUUUAAUUAGAUGAAUUGAAGAUAUUUUACCCAUGUGGGCUUUUUUGUUUAUUUGUUUGUUUGGUAAACAAUGAUUUUAUUGGUGUCUUGGAUGCCUGGCCUACCAAAGUAAUUUUAACAGUACUAUUUUUCUAACCCCAAGGUCUGAUAUUUAUUACUCAUUAGUGGAAAUAAAAACUAUUGCUCAGAAGAACACCUACAAAAUAAAGAUUGGGAAUGCAGAGAUUUUUAUGAAAAUUUAUAAGUGCUCCUUAUCAAAAUGUCAUAGAUUUUCCUAUAGUUGUUUUUUUUUUUUUUUUUUUUUUUUGGUGGGGGGUGGGGGCAUUGCAGUGUAAGUCUGUCCAGAAUUUAGCUAUUUCUCCUUAUUAAUAUCUAAAUCCUUAAUGCCUGGUUUGGGCUCCCAUUAUUUCCCGUUUUUUUUUUAGCAAUCCUGUGAUGAUUUUCUCACUGGAAAAUUAUUACAUCAACAAUUUUAUCAUUAACUACAAUAAUACCUUCUGGCUACCUCUGUAUCAACCAAAUUCUGUAGGUGCAAACAAAUCCCAGGGAACUAUUACUGGCAAAAUGAUCAACUUUGAGCAUUCAUCCACUGUGCAUAGAGCUAGUUGUUCUACCCCUUGAUCCCAUUCUCUAGGUAUAGGAAAUGAACUAGCAGAGAGAGAAGGGGGUCUAGGGGGCAUGAGAUAUUCAUUAUCAGUGGAAGAAACUCCAUAGAUCAUUUAGUCCAAACACUUAAAACUAAAUAGAGCCAUAAUUUAAUUUGGAGAGUCAUUCUAAUUUGUCUUUGGUACCAAGGAAAACAUGGACCAAAAAAUGAACUCUCUGAAUGUAUUUCACACAUUCAUUCAAGAAAAUUUUUGCAUGUCUUUUAUGUCCUAGGCCAUUUUAACUCCUGGACAUUUGGCUCUAAGGGGAGGUUGCUACCCAUUUGAACACUGACUAUUGGUAGGAGAGUUGGGGGAGGGCGGCUGCGGAGACAGAGGGAGCACAGAUAAGAUGAUUUCAGAUACUCAAAAUAACAGUUUAAGGUAGGGAAAACAGAAUAACAAGAUGGAAAAUGGGUGUAAUAAGAAUUGAUUAUCUUAGAAGAGGUGAGCGGCUUAGGGAGGGAGUGAUAUAUUUCAACAGAAAUCCAAUUGAUGAGAAAAAAACCACGGUUGCCAGAAUUAAUUUUUCUUAGUGAUGCUAUUUCUUUAUCUUUUCCACAUAUGUAUGGGAAAGGUAUGAUUUCUGCAUGUAAUUGCAGUUAAGCCCAUAUUGCUAAGUUGAUCCGAGGUCCCAGUUUACCAGGGAGAGUUCCAGUUUCUACCUGUUGUAUCUGUGUAAUUAAUAAUAGCACUCCCUUUCACUCUUCGAGUGUCCUGAUUUGGAUGAUACAUUAUAUGGUGACUCUCCAUUUUUGUUGAAACUAACUAAAUUACGAAGUCUGAUAUAUUUGGAUAAAAAUAAAAAAAUUGCUUUUUCUUCUCCUUUUGCUGAUUUUUUUUUAUGCUGAUCAUUCCAAAAAAGAUCAUCUCCAUUUCAUCUAUUUCAUCCUGGAGGACUUCUUAUCCAAGUGAUUUCAUGUAACAUUUGUUCAAUCUGUAUAUGACAUGUUUUCUCAGCAGUGAAAAGUUCUGCAUUUUAUUGACUGAAUAAAAAAUAAAUCUCUGGUAUUUCCAUUUCAGGAAGUUAUAAGAGCUCAAAUCAAAGAGAAUAAAAGUCAACUGAAGCCAGGAUAAUUGUCAGCCCACCAAUGUAGUGACUAUUGGAAAACAAAAUGUAAUGUAUUCAUUGAACUGAAUAACUCUACUUAACAACUGGAAAUUAGUCCCUUUUGUGGGAUUUUCAUGGUAUAGCUCCUGUCAUGGUAAAAUAUUUCAUUCUAUUUAUCAAAAUGAUGUGAAUAAAAGAAAUAUGAUUAUUUUGA
Messenger RNA from Leopardus geoffroyi (Geoffroy's cat), 5215 nucleotides. RefSeq names its product potassium inwardly rectifying channel subfamily J member 3 (gene KCNJ3). Gene Ontology annotation, biological process: potassium ion import across plasma membrane; regulation of monoatomic ion transmembrane transport. Gene Ontology annotation, cellular component: plasma membrane. Gene Ontology annotation, molecular function: G-protein activated inward rectifier potassium channel activity. Lineage: Eukaryota; Metazoa; Chordata; Mammalia; Carnivora; Felidae. The coding region runs from base 465 to 1970 and encodes 501 amino acids. The record is from RefSeq and is a predicted model, not a curated record. The transcript is spliced from 3 exons.